AGUAUAUUUUAGUUUUAAAUAGGUUCACUUAGUCCCAGUUGUAUAACUUAAUCACUGAAAGUUUCUAAAAUAAGGAUGCAUCAUGAAGCAUUUAGAAAUAAUGCAAGUAUAAAGAGCCAACAAAAGCAGAAUUUAUAAUUAUGAAUAUAACUUAUCUAACAAGAUUUUACACCAUUUUGCCAAACCGAUAAUAACAACAUGGAUCCAAUGCCAUGCACUCAUAAAGUAUCCCCUGACUCAAUAAAAUUAGGCGUACAAUCAACAGAACAACCGGAAGGUCAAAAUGAACAAAGCUUAUUACAACAAAAUCUAGCUCAAGAAACCGGACAUAUUGGAAAAAGUAGUGAUCUUAAAGACAAUCAUCAAGACCCUCUACAAAAACCGAAUGCUGAAAAUGCUGCUAAAGUGAAUGCAUUUGACAAGACUAGAACAGAAACAGCUCAGAAAGUAUCAAAAAUAAAGGAUCAACAAAGAACAAGAAGAAAGAAACACCAACUUCAAAUGAAAGAGAUGUUAAAACAAACAAACAAGCUGAUAAUAAAUAUGUCAACCAUAUUUGAGAGUCUGAUUAAAGAGUUAAGCAUCCAGAUUCAGAACCAGACAAAGAUUUUGAACGCUCUGUUAGAGAAAUUGAACACACUGUCGGUGAAUAUGAACACACUGUUAUUGUCUAUGAACACUCUGUUGAAGAAUAUAGAUAUACUGUUGCGAAAUAUAAAUAUCCUAGUGAAGAAUAUUGAUGCCGAUUUAUUCGAAUAAAUGAUUAAUUUAUUGAAGAAAUUUAACAACUAACUGAUUGUAAGUAGUAUGGAAAAGCUGUUUAAUUGGGUGUCUAUUUGCAACAUUAUUUGUUAUAUAAAAUGUGUUUAUCAAUAGUUUAGUUUAUAAUAUUAAGAUUAUCUUAAAAUUCAGUAGGUCAGGGGUAAACAGAUUAUAAAUCUCUUAAUCAAUUCGAAACCUUUGAUUAUAUUUAUCUGGUUAAGCAACUAAAAUUGAUAUAUAUCUAAAGAUUGUAUUUUAAAUUGAUCU
Molecule: messenger RNA, 1029 nt
Organism: Scheffersomyces coipomensis
Lineage: Eukaryota; Fungi; Ascomycota; Pichiomycetes; Serinales; Debaryomycetaceae
Exons: 1
Coding region: 199-759 (186 amino acids)
Source: RefSeq, a predicted model, not a curated record